Messenger RNA from Loxodonta africana (African savanna elephant), 1668 nucleotides. Its product is annotated as pulmonary surfactant-associated protein A-like. The record is from RefSeq and is a predicted model, not a curated record. The transcript has 4 exons. The coding region runs from base 387 to 1271 and encodes 294 amino acids. Lineage: Eukaryota; Metazoa; Chordata; Mammalia; Proboscidea; Elephantidae. Gene Ontology annotation, molecular function: signaling receptor activity.
AAUAGCUCCCCAAGGAGGAGACACCCCGGCAGAGGGAAAGGGAAGAAGACUCCUCACCAUUUGCAGGAGCCCAGGUCAUAGGCCUGGGUUGUAUCCAUUUACCCUUAGGACCCCAAUCUCUCAGAACCUGAAAACAGGGCAGUUCAAUGCCUAAUGGAUAGACAGAAUGAGCCCAUGAGUAAGUGGCCAUGUUCCUCCUCCAAACAGCCUGGGGGGCACAGGUCAAGAGUGUCCCCAGGGCAGGGAAGAUUAAGCUGAAGUCAGGAGAGGUAAUGUGAGUUCCCCAUGGUCACACUGCAAGACCCUAACAGUGGUGUGAUGCCAUUUCAGAAACCAGAUGACAGUGGGAGUUUCUGUGGACAGUCAGUGUCUUCCCAGGCUUCUGUAUGGGCCUUCCCUGGCUCUCAGACUACUCCAGGUGGCUGUAUCCUGACAGAGCACAGCCGGGGUGGGGGGACUUUGGUAAGUUCUUCAGACGGGCCAACGGCACUUCUUUCUGCAGGACAAGCUGUGGAACAGGAACCAUGUGGCUGUUCUCUCAGGCCUUCACCCUUGUCUUGCUGGUGGUGUUGGACGUCAGGUGUGAUGUGAAGGAAGUUUGUAUGGGGAGCCCUGGCAUCCCUGGCAUACCUGGAUUACAUGGCCAGCCAGGCAGAGAUGGGAAAGAUGGUAUCAAAGGAGACCCUGGACCUCCAGGCCCCAUGGGACCCCCUGGAGGAAUGGCAGGCAUCCCUGGGCGUGAUGGACUGACUGGAGCCACUGGUGUCGCUGGAGAGUGUGGAGACAAGAGAGAGCCUAGAGAGUGGGGCCCCCCAGGGCUUCCAGCUUCUCUGGAUGAGGAGCUCCAAAGCACACUCCAUGACUUCAGACAUCAAAUCCUGCAGUUAAUGGGAGUCCUCAGCCUGCAGAGAUUCAUGCUGGCAGUGGGAGAGAAGGUCUUCUCCACCAAUGGGCAGUCAGUCAAUUUUGAUGCCAUUAGAGAGUCAUGUGCCAGGGCUGGUGGUCGAAUUGCUGUCCCAAGAAGCCCAGAGGAGAACACAGCCAUUGCAAGCAUUGUGAAGGAGCACAGCACUUAUGCCUACCUGGGCCUGGCCGAGGGCUCCACCCCUGGAGAGUUCUACUACCUGGAUGGGGCUCCUGUGAACUACACCAACUGGUACCUGGGGGAACCCAGGGGCCUGGGAAAGGAGAGGUGUGUGGAAAUGUACACAGAUGGACAGUGGAACGACAAGAACUGCCUGCAACACCGACUGACCAUCUGUGAGUUUUGAGCAGGCUGCUGAGGCCAUAAAAGAGAUGGGGUCCUACCUACCCUUUCAGCCAUCAACCUGAACAUCCACCCACCUGGUCUAUGGGAGGCUGUAGUUCCUCUCAACAAAAUUGAUUUGUGGCUAUUAGAGCUGGAGGCUUCCAUAGCUCCUCCUUUCCCUGGAUGGGUCCUUACUCCUCCCAUCAUCACUAAUCAAUCUUGACACUCCUCCUUGCUGAGCCCCUGGACUUACUCUGACCCCUUCUCAGCACUGCUCUCUAGGAGCCACCCCUAGUCUUUGGCCUUUGGCAUGACGUGGGAACUUCCUUCUUCCUCAUCUCAUCCAAUCCCUUCAUUUAUAGAUGGCAACAGGAGUGUCCUGGGAUGGAAUGCCACUCCAAGGUCACGCUAACAGGCCU